Messenger RNA from Asparagus officinalis (garden asparagus), 1046 nucleotides. RefSeq names its product ankyrin repeat and SAM domain-containing protein 6. The transcript is spliced from 6 exons. The record is from RefSeq and is a predicted model, not a curated record. Gene Ontology annotation, molecular function: protein binding. Bases 111 to 764 code for a protein of 217 amino acids. NCBI's taxonomy places the organism in Eukaryota, Viridiplantae, Streptophyta, Magnoliopsida, Asparagales, Asparagaceae.
AAACUUCCGCGUUCCUUGCCCGAUCCCAGUCGCUUCCCCGCGCGCCCAAGCGAAACCCUAUCUCUUCUUCCCUCAUUUGCCCCCUCUCUCUGCUCCGGACGAAGCGUGCGAUGUACGCCGAUCGCGUCGCGUCGGGGACGAAGAGAUCGAUCAGGGAUCGCCUCGAGGGCAAUCUCGCUCGAGAUUUGGGCCGAAACCGAGCCCACAAUCUCAAAAGGCAGCGUGGAGGUGAUGAUAAAUGGAAACAUGAUCUUUAUGAUGAUGUCAAAGGGCCUCAAGUUUCAAAGCCCCAAGUUGGUUCGACAGAUCUCCGACUCAAGCUCCAAAAGAAAGCUUCGCUACAAGCGCAUCAAAGUGGCAAGGAAUCAGGAGUUCGAGAUCUUCGUGAAAAGUUAUCUGGUAUUAUGAACUCACAACCUAUAGCUGUUGAUCCACCUAAAGCUAAAGCAGCACUAGUGACAACAUCAGAGAGCGCUAAACCUGUGAAAAGAAGUGCCCCACCAAUUGAAGCAAUCCUAACAGAUGUGAAAAAAGUCUCUGCCUCAGCUUCUUAUAGUAAAAAGCCCCAGAAAAAGCCUGACUUGACUGUGGAUGGGCUGCUAUGUUCUCUUGGUCUGGAGAAGUAUUCAAUACAAUUCCAGGCAGAAGAGGUGGACAUGUCAGCUCUUAUGCACAUGGAUGAUGAUGAUCUUAAGGCUCUUGGAGUUCCAAUGGGACCAAGGAAGAAGAUUUUACUGGCACUGGAGUCCAGAAAGCAGGGAUGACUGCAUGGACACUAACUUAGCAGAAAAUGGUGGUUGAACUGAAUGAAGAUUUAAGCUUAUGCUCCUGUCACGCUAUCUUGGAGAUGACUUGAAGGCCUUUGAUCCACUCGCUUUAUCCCUUCUGCAGUCCUGAGUCAAUAGCAUCUAACUUUAUACAACCCACCUCAGGUUUUGUUGAAGAACCCCUCGUAUUUUAUGAAACUUGCAGUCUGGAGAAAGCAUUGAAAUCUGUAUGGCAGGGAUCUUGAUGUUAAUGACAAUUAGUUUUCACGUGUCUCUUCA